GCAACUCCUAUUUUCCUUCAUCUCACUUCACAUCCAAUUCUAACCAUGGCCGGCGGAAAAUUCAAGAAGCCCCAGCGCGGAGGUGGCAGAACCUUCAGUCGUCGCAUCGAGGCUGUUCACACCAACUCCAACUCUUACCGUGAUAGAGAGGAGUCCGAGGGAGACUCCUCAGCCGAGUCCUCGGAGGCCUCUGGCUCCGGAUCUGAAUCCGAGGAGGAGUCUGAGGAAGAAGCUGUCGUUGUUCCUAAGAAGAAGACCGCUGCCAGUGCUCUCGAUGUUGAAAUCGCAAACCCCAACCGCGCCGGUGGAAGCAAGAACUUGAAGGCGUCUGACCUUACCACGCCUGUUGAGAUGUCUCGCAAAGAGAGAGAGGCUGCUGAGAAGGAGGCUGCCAAGCAAAAGUACUGGAAGCUUCAUCAGGAGGGCAAGACGGACCAGGCCAAGGCUGACAUGGCUCGCUUGGCCGUCAUCCGUCAAAAACGUGAGGAGGCUGCUGCUCAGCGUUUGGCCGAAGCCCAAGCAAGAGACGAGGCUGCUGCGGCCAAGGCCGAAGCCCGCAAGCGUUAAACCGCAUGCGAUGGUCGAAAUAUUUAGAGUCCUUUUUUAUGGUGCCACAUCGUGCAGAAGUAGAGAUGAAUAAAUCAGUG
Molecule: messenger RNA, 647 nt
Organism: Gamsiella multidivaricata
Lineage: Eukaryota; Fungi; Mortierellomycota; Mortierellomycetes; Mortierellales; Mortierellaceae
Product: casein kinase substrate phosphoprotein PP28-domain-containing protein
Exons: 5
Coding region: 46-567 (173 amino acids)
Cellular component (GO): cytosol
Molecular function (GO): RNA binding
Source: RefSeq, a predicted model, not a curated record